CGUCAACUCCCAUAGCUCCAUAGCCUCCAUUUGUGUAUUCCGUAUACACGCGCUUCGAGAUUUUCUUACUUAUCUGAUUUUUUCAGACCAAACAUCAAACAAGAAAACACAUUUGUCCGAGUUUCUUUGGAGAGCUGUGCCUUCAAGAAAUCGAAAGAGAGCUUCUUUUCCCUUUCUACGAUUCCAGAAUAUAUCUAUAGGUCAACAACGUAUUUUUGCAUUGAGGGUAAACUGUGAGGGAUGGCUGAUCAUCUAAGUUCAUGUACCGACCGUCUCGUAACAUCUGAUCACCUGAAUUCAGAGAGAGGAUCAAUUGAAUCUUCUGGAGAAAGUUCCAGAGCUCAGGGCACCACAAGCCUUUCUACUACUAAAUCGAUGAAUCAUGAAACCGAGAGAGAAGAAGCAACGGAACAGAACGAUGUUGAUGAUGAAGAGGAACCGCUUAUCCAAUCAGUUGAAUGCCGUAUAUGCCAAGAGGAGGAUUCCGUCAAGAACCUCGAGUCCCCUUGUUCUUGUAGUGGCAGUUUAAAGUAUGCUCAUCGGAAGUGUGUUCAACGUUGGUGUAAUGAGAAAGGCGACACAAUCUGUGAAAUAUGCCACAAGUCUUAUCAAUCUGGCUACACAGCUCCACCGCCUCCUCCCGCUGAUGAUACCGUAAUUGAUAUCGGUGAAGAUUGGGCCAAUGGUGUUCCCUUAGACUUGAACGACCCGCGCAUUUUGGCAAUGGCGGCUGCAGAACGCCAUUUCUUUGAUGCAGACUAUGACGAAUACAAUGAUUCUAACUCAAGUGGAGCUGCGUUUUGUCGCUCCGCUGCUCUUAUCUUAAUGGCGCUUUUAUUGCUACGACACGCCCUGAACCUUUCAAACAACAACUCAGACGACGAAGAAGAUGAUCCAUCAACUUUCUUCUUUCUUUUCAUGCUUCGUGCCGCCGGUUUUCUCCUCCCAUGUUACAUCAUGGCUUGGGCUAUUAGUAUAUUACAACGCCGGAGACAAAGACAGGAAGCAGCCGCUCUGGCCGCUGCAGAAGUAGCGUUCAUGUUACACAGCGGCGGUGGCGGUGGAGGAGGACAACGCAGAGGAGGAUUGCACUUUGCAGUAGCACCUGAGCUGAUUUCUAAUCCACAACACCAUCCUGAAGCUUCACCUCCGCAAUGAUUUAUAUUCCGGAAUCACUGGUACAAGAGACUAAAACAUCAUCCACAACUUUGGUCUCUUUCCUCUCUGUCUGUAACUAGCUGUUUGUUGUUUAUCGGUCUUGUUCGGAGCAAAACUCGAAACUGAGAUUAAAACAAUUAUACGGGAAGUUUCUCUGUCUAUGUUCAUACAGACGGGGACAAGAAAGAUUGUUUACCGAUUUUACUUUUAUG
This is a messenger RNA of Eutrema salsugineum, 1370 nucleotides long. RefSeq lists its product as uncharacterized. The record is from RefSeq and is a predicted model, not a curated record. Gene Ontology annotation, biological process: protein ubiquitination. Bases 241 to 1158 code for a protein of 305 amino acids. The transcript has 8 exons. Gene Ontology annotation, molecular function: zinc ion binding; ubiquitin-protein transferase activity. Gene Ontology annotation, cellular component: membrane. NCBI's taxonomy places the organism in Eukaryota, Viridiplantae, Streptophyta, Magnoliopsida, Brassicales, Brassicaceae.